This is a messenger RNA of Trypanosoma rangeli, 642 nucleotides long. Its product is annotated as dynein light chain. Bases 1 to 642 code for a protein of 213 amino acids. Gene Ontology annotation, molecular function: dynein intermediate chain binding. Gene Ontology annotation, biological process: microtubule-based movement. Lineage: Eukaryota; Euglenozoa; Kinetoplastea; Trypanosomatida; Trypanosomatidae. Gene Ontology annotation, cellular component: cytoplasm; cytoplasmic dynein complex. The record is from RefSeq and is a predicted model, not a curated record. The transcript has a single exon.
AUGUUUUGUGCGGUUCUCAAGGGAGGUCGUGCGACAAACUGGAUCGCUACCAUGUCUGUAGAAGCCUCAUUGGAAGGGCCGCCGGCUCCAGAUGUUGCUGCGAAUGCUCCGCCGACCGUACAGGACCAAGAAACCGGAUCACCUGCUGGCACCAAUACUGAAGAGACAUUAACAUCGAAAAAUGCAACAACAGUUACCACAGGGAUGCUUCCAGUAUUCCACGAUACACGGUCGCAUGAAGAGAUUGACAGCGCUGAGCCAGAGGAGGCUGAGAGGGUGACAGAGCAUGGGAGCAACAUGGAGAUUAGCGGCAUCCCGCCGAAUGAUGUGAAAAACAUCAUCUUGCAGGUUCUUAGCCCGUAUUUUGACGAUGAGGGCGGUGAAGACGACGCCCAGCGCUAUGACCACAUCAAGGCUCAGGGAUGGAUUCAGCUUAUUUGCGAUGGUAUUAUGGAAAAACUGUUGGGAAUGCAUCGUCCGUACAAAUACGUAGUGCAUUGCAUGAUAAUGCGGAAAUGUGGGGCUGGAAUUCAUGUGUGCUCUAGCUGCUACUAUAGCCAGGCUGACGGCUGGGUUAACCAUGCACAUGACCUCUCCGCCCACAUCUACGCGGUGGUGACUGUCUAUUGGAGCGCCAUAUAG